Molecule: messenger RNA, 2787 nt
Organism: Cylicocyclus nassatus
Lineage: Eukaryota; Metazoa; Nematoda; Chromadorea; Rhabditida; Strongylidae
Source: the annotation of a GenBank genome assembly
AUGUCUAAUAGCAGUGCCAAUAUCCGACGACAGAUAGGCUUCUUCAAGAAGCAAUUGCAAAAAUUCUGUUCUGAGGCAACCGAUUCACUGAGGGAAUAUGAUAUUUCACCAACUGCUCCACGACUCGAGGCUCUUGACGAUGAUGCAAUCGAAACCUUCCGCCUGGAACUCACCACCAUCCGUUCCAACCUGCUCAAGAACUAUGCCAAAAUCACAAAACUGGACGAGGAAUGGAAUACACUCCAACAAGCCAACCCCGAAGAACAGCAGGUACUAGCUGAAUACAUCAAAAAAUAUGGAGAUUAUCAUGACAGUAUCGCUGAUGCCGUAAAACAACUGGAAGUGCUUGACGUUCUUUUGAAUUCUAUUGAUCAAGAGUUUGCACGCCGUCGUCUGCCUGCUUCCUCUAUUUCGUCUGAAACUCAUACUCCAGAUGAGGACCAACUUUGGAAUCGCGGUACGCUCCAUACUUCUACCAUCCCUCAAAUCUCGGAUGCAUCUCUAUCGAACUUUGUCGACGCCUCCAUUCUAUCCAAGCUCGAGCUGCCCACCUUUGAUGGAAACCUUCUCGAUUACCCAGAAUUUCAGUCUAGAUUCGCUACCUUAGUGGGAAACAAACUCCAGCUGGAUGACACCACCAAGUUUUCUCUCCUGAAAUCAUGUUUGCGAGGCAAAGCACUGCACGUCAUCCAGGGUUUAUCCAUAACUCCUGCCAAUUACAAGGUGGCAAUGGAUAUCCUUCGCACACACUUUGACGAUAAAGUCACCUUAAAACACAUUCUGUACACAAAGCUAGCCUCACUUCCAGCCUGCGAUCUCGAGGGCAAAAAUCUUCUCUCUCUUUAUAACCAGAUGUACUCGCUUGUUCGACAGUUCUGCAAUGGCACCGAUGAUUCAAGCGAAAAGGCCCUCGGAGCCCUCCUCCUGAAUAUGCUCCCUCCCCACGUCAGAAGUCAAAUUUACGACCGGACUCAACACGAUCACAAUGUUUCUCCCACGGAGCUCCUGCACCUACUCACGAACAUAGUACGCAAAGAAUCCACGCUUUCUGAAAUGAAUUUUUACUCGAAACAACAACAUCCAAGCUUUCAUCAAGGAGCGUAUGUAGCCAAUAAGCAGUCUCAAUCCACUCGUCUCAAACCCACUGGCACAAGGCAUCCGCAAAAUUGUUCAUUUUGCAACUCUAGCAAUCACUCGUCUCUGAACUGCCCGAAAUACGCUACCCCUCGACAACGUUCUGAAGAAGCACGAAAACGGCGGCUCUGUUAUAAUUGUCUUUCUCCUCAUCACACACGAGAGAUUGUCCGUCAAAAUUUCGUUGCAGGAUAUGCGCGAGGAAACACCAUACUUCACUUUGCACAUCCUCAAGAAAUUCAACAUGGCAAGCCAUAUUCUCCUAACACUUCUCCAUCAAGACGUCAUAAUCGCACUGUCCACUUCGACCUCGCUCACUCUGCAAUCAUUGACAAUCAACCAUCGUCAGAAACAGAACAAUCGGUACCCACAAUUUCCUCAGAAGACACUUUAACCAACGUCACCUUUAUGUCGAAUGAAACCUCCAACCGACCAAUCCCCUUGAUGUGUGCUGAAGUCAAGCUGUUCAAUCCCGAUGAUUCAUCGCAUCAUGUCACCGUAACCGCCUUUCUUGAUUCUGGUUCUAGCAUUUCCUAUAUCACGGAUGAACUGGCGACUAUUCUUGAUCUACCUGAUGUCACAACCGAGACAGUUACUGUUUCGACCUUUGGAGAAAGGACGCCACGAAGAAUGAAAUGCUCGGUUUACAGAGUGGGGAUAGAAACCGAGAAUGGUGCCAAAUGUUUGACGGUGAAAUCUACUCCCUUCGUGGUUGGAGAUGUAGCACAAAUUGCACCCGACAGCGACUUAUCCGUAAGCUCUUGUAACCCAUCGAUACUGAUUGGAAAUGAUUACUUUUGGGACCUCAUACUCUCACACAAUUUCUACUACAAGAACUUGUCCGAAGGGCAUCGCCUCCUUCACACUACGAUCGGCGACAUCAUCCUGAACAAAGCCCUCGAUACGAGAUACAACAAUUGUAGCCUCGUCGCUGUCGAAAAUAAUGAUAUGGCAAAUCCGGCACACCACAACGACUUAUGUGAAAUGGUCAGUCGAUUUUGGAAACUCGAAUCGAUAGGGAUACUGGAUAACCCAAAUCAAUGUGAAGAUACAGAGUUCCUUGAUUAUUUCAACAACACCAUAUACUAUGAUCGUAAAGAGAAACGUUAUGUCGUCUCGCUACCUUUCAAAGAGGAUCCAGCAAACGUCCCAGACAACUACUCACUAGCGUAUUCCCGCCUUCGCAGUCAACUGAAGCAGUUACAGCAAAAUCCGUCAUACUUGAAGAUGUACCAUGCAGUGAUUCAUGACCAACUGCGAAGAAAUAUUAUUGAAUAUGUACCAAACGAUGAACUUUACAGGCCAUGUCAUUAUCUAUCUCAUCAUGGCGUUGUAAAGAGGGACGACAAAGGCCUGAAAAUUCGUUGUGUAUACGAUGGCUCCGCGAAAAUGAAGGGCCAUUUGAGCCUAAACGAAGCAUUGUACAGGGGACCAGUUCUCCUUCCUGAUCUCGUCGAUCGUAUGGGUCCUCCGACUACUCGUGCUCGUACGUACAAUCCUAGGGCAGAGUCUCCGACAUCGUCAAAAGCUUCUGGCAACUUUGCCAGUGCGGUUACGGCCUCGUUAUCCGAUGUGAGCGACGACGUAUUCGUGCUUGGACGUGACGCCAAGAUGCUACGCGACGCCACCGCCCAGGCGAUUAGUGAGGCUUAG